This is a messenger RNA of Cololabis saira (Pacific saury), 5678 nucleotides long. It is a transcript of the gene ngfra, whose product is annotated as nerve growth factor receptor a (TNFR superfamily, member 16). Gene Ontology annotation, biological process: Rho protein signal transduction. Gene Ontology annotation, cellular component: plasma membrane; cell surface. Gene Ontology annotation, molecular function: coreceptor activity; death receptor activity; nerve growth factor binding. The transcript has 6 exons. Bases 310 to 1368 code for a protein of 352 amino acids. NCBI's taxonomy places the organism in Eukaryota, Metazoa, Chordata, Actinopteri, Beloniformes, Belonidae. The record is from RefSeq and is a predicted model, not a curated record.
CUGCACCUCCUGCACCUCCUGCACCUCCUCCUCCACCACCUCCCCCCACACCACCGCUGCCUUGUGCAUGCAUGCGUGUGCGUGUGCGCCGGUGCGUGUCCUGCUGCUGGUGUUGAGAGGCUGCACCGACACUUGCAUCCGACUCCAGCUCAGAGGUCCCGGACCGACGCGCGAUGCUCUGGACUCAUUGAGAAAAGUCGUGCCGCUGGAAUGGAAAUGCGCACUCCCGCUGCGCGGCUCUGCUCCUGCACAUAGCGCUGCCCGCUCUGCUCCAGAUCUGUUUUAUGUGAAUCCAACACAAGAGGCAGGAUGACUACUACCUUAUCUCUGGUGACGUUGUGCGCGCUGGUGACGUUGGCACUGGCGUCAAAGACCGAGCGGGCCGUGCGCAUCCACUGUGAGUCCGGCCAGUUCACCCAGAACGGGGAGUGCUGCAUAGAGUGUCCACCUGGAGAGGGAGUGGUGAGGAAGUGUGGCGCCACCCAGACCGUCUGUGCUCAGUGUUUGGACAGUGAGACCUUCUCGGAGAACUACAGCCACACGGAGCAGUGCAGCCCGUGCACUCAGUGCACCGGCCUGAUGCGGAUGGAGACGCCCUGCACCGACUCCAACGACGCCAGAUGCGUCUGUAACUACAACUACUACUUCAAUAAGGUGUCUGGACGCUGCGAACUCUGCACGGUGUGCCCGGUGGGACAGGGCGUGUAUUCCCACUGUGAUCCGGAGCACGACACGGUGUGCGAGGAGUGCAUGGACGAGACCUUCUCUGACCGGGAGAGCUCCCUGGAACCCUGCCUGCCCUGCACCGCGUGUGAGGAGGGCACGGAGAUAGAGAUGGCUGUGUGCACUCCCAACAGCGACUCCGUCUGCUAUAAUCCCGACCUCCCUGUAUACACCACCCCGACCAUCAAUCCACUUGACUCGUCCUCCUCUGAUUACCCGUUCUUCGACAGCUCCAACAGCCCGUCGCCGAGUGGCGAGACAACCACACCCGGUCCCGGCUCUCCGCGCUUCCUCGGCCAUGGCCUCAACGAAAACCUCAUUCCCAUCUACUGCUCCAUCCUGGCCGCCGUGGUGGUGGGUCUGGUGGCCUACAUUGUGUUUAAGAGGUGGAACAGCUGCAAGCAGAAUAAGCAGGCAGCUAAUAACCGUGCAGCAACAAACAACCAGAUGGUGACGCCGGAGGGAGAGAAGCUGCACAGCGACAGCGGCAUCUCGGUGGACACGCAGAGUCUGCAGGAGCAGCAGCAGCAGCAGCAAGCCCAGGCAGAAGUCCAGCCUCAGCCUUCACGCUCACACACACAGGAACAGAUAGUGGUGAGAAUGGACGGCAGCCCUCCACCUGACUCACCUCCCCCUGAAAUCUGAGGAGCAGGCGGGAGAAGAAGAGGAAGAGGAAGGCGAGCCGUCAGAGCUGGGGACGUGGAGAAGAGGGCUGGGGACUUCAACUGUGGACCUACGUUUAAAGCAGGGGAAAGGAGCCACAAAGAGAAUCAGACCUUGAUCUAGAACUGAAGGGACCCCAGAGACAGCGUCUGAUUGACUUGGACCUUCCAGCACCUUCGGGCCAGCGUGUGACUCAUCCCCGCAUAUCCAGUCUGACUCGUCACUCAGUUUGAUGAUGAACUGUAACAACCGUCUGAACCAGUGUUGCACACAUGUAUGCCAUUUCACAUUAACAGACGUGUAACAAGAAUCCUCAGUAGCCGCCGGUUUAACGGUUUUCCUUCUCUAAGCUUCCCAUUUUACUUUAAAAAGAGUACUUUUCUGUCUAUUUACCUUUCAGGCACUACUGCUGUCAUGACAGCUGAUCGUAGAAUUUAAAUUCCAAUUAUGUUUCCUCUGCAUCAAAGAGACCGGAGCAGCUUCCUUCUCUCAUAUCUUUCUCUGUGGCAUCCUGCUCUUAGAUAAUCCUCAGCUCCUCUGCGCAGGAUUCCCUCUGUUAGACAUGCACUGUCAUUAGCGAUUCAAAAAGCAGCAGCAGCAGCAAAGUCGUGACUCGCUCCCAGCAUCUUCAGCUGAAGUUUCUUCCUGUGUCAUUUAACCACCAAUGCAUUUAUUAUCAUGUUAUAACAUGUUUGUUUGAUACUGGCAGCACCAACCGACGUAAGGGACUGAUGAUAGGUAGGAACGGACGAUUACUUUCUAGCUUGCUUAGUCAUGAACUUUCUUGCUCAGAGAGACCCCCCCCACAGUGCCUCCAGGGAUUGUAUUUCAGCCCAUACUGUGACCCACCCAGAUGAUUUUCCUCAUGUUUUGCGGUGCAGUACUUUUAUUUUGUGGCUUGAGUUACGCAGCUGAGUCAGCAGGCCGUCUCCGUGUCCCUCUGUGGACCCUGCAACACGAGAGGAGCAUCUCUGGACUGUGGAUUCGUGCUGACUCACUGCAGUGAGCUGUGUGAAGGGAAGGGGGGACCCAUCUGUGGAGCAGGAGAACCGAGCAGCCACGUCAUCGCAGCUCGUUUAACUGCUGCUUAAAUAAAUUUGGGACUUAUGAGGAAAAAAAAUCUGCUGCAAGGAAUCCCAUCUCGAAUCAUUUACGCAUUCUGAGCGGAAAAUUGGGACACCCCUCAGAGGAUGCAAACACCUCCACCGCCGCACGCCCACUCAUCACUCUUGGCACUCGCGUCAACGCAGAGCCCAUUAAGGAGACGUUCUGACAGGCAGGUAGUAAUUACCUAAGGGUUUCAGCUUCAUUUACCCUCCGCUCCUCUCUCAUCGGGAUUAAUGCUGCGGACAGCAAUGGGGCGACGCAGCCCUCGCUGGAGCCUCAGUGUGACAUUACACAUCCCUUAUCCACGUCUGGGGCCAAUGACAUUUACCACAUCUCCAUGGUGACAUAAAGCACUUAGUCCAGGCUCUCUUCUAAGGCUGGGUGGCACCUUUUAUCGUGGACGACCUCUCUCUUGUUGCCUCCCUCCAGCUGUUGCAGCAACAGUAGGAGCAGCCAGCUUUAGUACAACGUAAGAGAAGAAAACUGUGUCCAAGCCUGUCUGCAUUCAUUUCCCGUUGGGGCACACGCCUUCUCAGGAUCCUCUUGUGGUGUGACUGAGAUUUUGAAAGAAAGAAAAUUUAAGUCAACAGUGAUUAUAGAGGAAUAAGAGCAGGUAGGUGUGUUUGGGCUGUGUAGAAGGAUGCAGGUUGAUAUGAGCUGCUGUUGACAUCAACCUGAAAAUGGUGAUGAGGUAACUGAUACCCUCUUACCUUUUUGUUUUUUUAAAUUAACUAGCAUUCUUAGUUUAACAUACAGACUUGAAUUGGGGGGAACAGCUCUAUAAUAAAUCACCUGCUGUGUGAUUCGUAUAAAAACUAAAAUUGUAUCAGUGUAGCUCACAAUUCUGACUAAAAAGGUGAAGGAUACAAAAAAACGAUUAUAUACAAAAUGUUUUGUUAUUAAAAAGUUGACGAUUUGGUAAAAAAAAAAAAUGCCCCAAGUAUAGUACAAAUGAUUAUUUUUAAACCACAUCUUCAUUCAUCCGGUCUUAGCAUCUUGUUUUGGGGGCGGAGUCAACCACUUACCCCCACUUUCCUCCUCUGCAGGCCGUUCUUUUGAAAUGAGCAUUAACAAUUUAUGCUGCCCACAUCUGAGGUACAUCAAAUGUAACAUGAUGUGAAGUUGGGUGGAGGAAAAGGGGAGUAUUCUCCUUGGAUCUGGGUCUGUGAUGUCACAAAUCUGACCGGCUCAUUGAAUGAAACAUUUUCGGACCCAGACCUUCCAAAGCUCCUGGGUUAUGUUUUGUGGGGGCUUCCCAGUUGGCAAUUACUUUAAAGCACUCAAAUAAAUGCUUUCAAACACAGUCAAAGGGACUUUUUGUCCAUAAUUUGUCCCCUUUAAGGAAAGAAAAUAUAUCUUGAUGUGUCGGCUGUACUCAGAGCUUUGCAAUCGGUAGGAAGUGCCACACAGAGAAAAAGAAAAGCUGUGAAAGUGAGUCACGGCGAUCGAUCACAUGGUCACCGACUCCUCCAGACAAUUAAACUCCCUGGCCCUCUCACUUGUGAUUCAUUAAUGGAAACAGAUAAAACUUUGCAGUGCUUCUCAGCAUUGUAGCUGCUGUGGUGUAGACAUGUGACCACGCACAAAGACAAGUGUGUGAUUCACUCUCGUGUUGAAGGAGCCGCUAUGAUUCAUCCUGGUGCCAUAAAAGCAGAGUCUGCUGCAGCAGGAGGGACCGGAGAGCUGAUUGAAAGGGGGAAGGCAAAAAAAUAAAGAAAUGUCUUGACUGCAUGUCCCCCUGAGGGCCAAUCAGUCCUUCAGUAAUACACUCAUCCUCUCUGAGCUUGACACAUUCUCUUCAUCCGACCCCCUGUGAGGGAGGAAACAUUACGAAUGUGCAGUCUGGGUCUCGGUUGAAAAAUAUGCAAGACGUGUUUAGGGAUAAACUCUCUCUGCCCUGAUUUUUUUUUAACUCCGCUUUCUGUAUUUUUUAAAUUUGUCUUCGUUUAGGUGAUACUAUAAAGAGUACCAGACUUUUGGAAUCAGUAUUUUUUUUCUAACUGAUGUUGUUUUGUAGCACUUAUUAUCAGAUGUAAUGAAUGCGCUCAAAGAGCGCACCACGGUUCAAGUGCCUGCUUUGUUCGGUGUGUUUGAGUUCAGACGUUUUACGUUUGUUUUUGGCAUUUUUUUUCCACUUAUUUUAUGUUUUACAUUAAUUUCUCUUCUCAUUUUGAAUGUUGAAGACGGCUCUCAGUGAAACGACGUCCCAACUGAGGAUUAACCUUGGAAAUCAACUGAAACUGUAAACCUGGCACUAUCUGUAGAGAUUCUUUCAGGGGGCGAAUUUAUGGUUUCUGCGUCCACCUGUGAGCAGGGCCUGCGUGAUGUUUGUCAUCCACGCCAGAAUAAAUCAGCUCCUUCUCGGAUUAGCUGCACGAAGCCCCAAAAUUUGCAACUAACAGUGUUUCAGCUUGACUGAUUCGCUGACUCAAAAAGGUACUAUUAAUAGAGUGUGGCACCUGCAGAUUCUCAACUGGUUCAUGCACACUGACACGGAAACCAUGCAGGAAGAAACAGUCAAAACAGAUCGCCAGUGAAUGAACAAAUACUGUAUAUUAACAUGCUAUAAAUAAACGAUCAUGUAGCAUUAUGAAAAGGAACUUCUCCUCUAAAACUCCUAGGUUAUUUGUUGCUAGAAAUCAGCUCUACUGUACAGAUGUUUUGCAUGUACAGUAGUUUUAUCAUGUAGUUCCAUUACAGAGGAUUACAUUACAGGCCAUGUAAUCUGCAGUAUGUUAAAGUCUAAAGGGAGGCUCGCUGUCACUCUGUGAUUUUAUUACUUGAUAGAGAUACAUCAGGACCUGCCCCCCCAAAAAAAAGCUGAAUGUCAUCUGUAGUUACUAAUGUAAAAUGCAUUCUUAGAGUUGAUACAAGAUACAAAAUAUGCUAUAAAAUGUAAAAAAAAAAUGUGUGAAGGUGAAAUGAACAUCAUUAAUAAAAAUAAUAAUAAAAAAAGAUGUAAUUGCACUUUUUGGUCCAAUUUGUCUUUGUUGCCAGCAUGAGACUCGCUGUCAUUUACAGGAAAAGAAAAAUCUGACGUUAAAUUAGUUAUUAAACAGCUCUGUAUUUUAGAGCAACAUGCAGCCAGUUGAGUCGAGAGAGUCACAGCUUCUGGUCUAUUAAGGGACUGUGAGGUGUUAAAACUUUAACGACCAAAACAAUGUGAAAUUAAGCAGUUUUAAGUU